Closterium sp. Naga37s-1 is the source of this 1257-nucleotide messenger RNA. The record is from the annotation of a GenBank genome assembly. NCBI's taxonomy places the organism in Eukaryota, Viridiplantae, Streptophyta, Zygnematophyceae, Desmidiales, Closteriaceae.
AUGGCUCCGUCCGUCCCUGAAAUCGCGGAAACUGCUCAACACCCGCCGAACAUCGAGGUCACGAACCUCCAGUUCACGUAUCCCGGAAUCGACGGUCAUCCGCCGCCCGGCGCCAAGCCGCUGAUCGACGGCUUCUCCCUCACGCUGCACCCAGGCGAUCGCUGCCUCCUCGUCGGCGCGAACGGAGCAGGCAAAACCACCAUUCUCAAGAUCCUGGGCGGCAAGCACAUGGUCGAUCCGUCAAUGGUUCGGGUGCUCGGCCGCUCUGCCUUCCACGAUACCGGGCUCGAGGCGUCUGGCGCUCUCACGUACCUGGGCGGCGAGUGGCGCAGGGAUGUAGCCUUUGCAGGCUUCGAUGUGCCGCUACAGAUGGACAUAUCGGCCAGGAAGAUGCUCUUCGGCGCUGCUGCAGACGCUGCCAGGAGGGACAAGCUGAUCAAGGUGUUGGAUAUCGACCUGGAGUGGCGGAUGCACAAGGUUUCGGAUGGUCAAAGGAGACGCGUUCAGAUCGCAAUGGGAUUGCUGAAGCCCUUCAAGGUCCUUCUGUUGGACGAGAUAACAGUGGAUUUGGAUGUGUUGGGUCGAGCUGACCUGAUGUCGUUCCUGAGGGAGGAGUGCGAACAGAGGGGAGCAACGAUUGUGUAUGCGACGCACAUUUUCGACGGGCUACAGGCUUGGCCAACCCACAUCGCAUACGUGGCAAAGGGCAGGCUGCAGUUCACCAAACAGCUGUCGGAGUUCCCAGAGCUGGCCUCAACCACACUUAUGGCGCGGCUUCGACAGGAGCAGCAGGAGGGGAGGGAGAGGAGGAAAGCAAGGAAAACCUUGGGGCCACCGGAGAGGGAGGAGCUGGGAGGAGGGGAGGGGUCAUGGGUCGUGGGCGACCCGACCAAGAAGGCAGCUUCAAGGGUGAUGAGGAGAGUGAAGAGAGCCAUUCUCACCUGUUCCCUUCUCUCUGCCUUCCCCUGCUCUCCACUACCCCCUUUGUUGCAGAGAAUGAUCGAGGCGUGGCUUCGACAGGAGCAGCAGGAGGAGAGGGAGAGGAGGAAAGCAAGGAAAGCCUUGGGAUUACCCGAAAGGGAGGAGCUGGGAGGAGGGGAGGGGACACGGGUGGUGGGCGACCCGGCCAAGAAGGUAGCUUCAAGAGUGAUGAAUAACGGAUGGGGGCAAGGCAGGAUGUUUCCCACAGUGAAGCUUUCAGAUGAAGAUGCUGCUAAGCUGUUUGACCUGACCUCCAAUAGGGUUCUAAGGAUGUAA